Messenger RNA from Orycteropus afer afer, 1545 nucleotides. RefSeq names its product APC down-regulated 1 like (gene APCDD1L). Gene Ontology annotation, biological process: negative regulation of Wnt signaling pathway. The coding region runs from base 1 to 1545 and encodes 514 amino acids. The record is from RefSeq and is a predicted model, not a curated record. Gene Ontology annotation, molecular function: Wnt-protein binding. The transcript has 4 exons. Gene Ontology annotation, cellular component: plasma membrane. Lineage: Eukaryota; Metazoa; Chordata; Mammalia; Tubulidentata; Orycteropodidae.
AUGAGGACGCAGAGCCUCGAGCGCUGCCUGGUGGCUCAAGUCCACCCCACUCUCACCUUCCUCCUGGAGCCUCUGGUCAUCCCUGGAGCCUCAGGCAUGGAGGCAGUGGCAGAGAGCGGCCACCUGCGCCGGGAGCCGCGCUGUCAGCAACCCUUGCCGGAUGGAGCCCACUACACCACACUGCUGCCCCCACGCCUCGAUGGGCCCUGGAUCUCAACUGGCUGCGAGGUGCGUCCAGGACCAGAGUUCCUCAUGCGCUCCUACACCUUCUAUCCCAACCGCUUAUUCCGUGCCUACCAGUUCUACUACUGGGACCCCUUGUGCCGGGAGCCUGCACACUCGCUGCUCAUCAAGGGCAAAGUGCGGCUGCGGCGGCCCUCCUGGGUCACCCGGGGCGCCACGGAGGCCGACUACCACCUGCACAAAGUGGGUAUCGUCUUCCACAGCCGCAGCGCGCUGCUUGCCGUUGCUGGGCGCCUCGGCCAGAGCCGAGCUUGCCAGGACUGUGCCCGGCGGCUGCCCUCAGCCAGUGCCUGGAUGCCCCGGGCCGUGUAUGAGCUGCUGGGUGGCCGGGAUGAGCAGGACUGCGCAGCGGCGCUGGGCUUCACCAUGCACGAGCUGAGCCUGGUCCGAGUGCAGCACCACCUCCAGCCGCAGCCCGGCACCCCGCCGUGCCUGGUGGAGGAGCUGUACCUGGGGGACAUCCACACCGACCCGGCAGAGAGGCGGCACUACCGGCCCACCGGCUACCAGCGCCCACUGCAGAGCGCCCUGCACCACGCUUACCCCUGUCUGGCCUGUGGCCUCGUGUCCCGUGCUGAUGAGCACCACCCACCUGUCCUGCCCCUGCAGGCGGCCCCGGCUCUGCACCUGCAUGGCCGCUGGGUCAGCUCCGGAUGUGAGGCGCGGCCCGCAGUGCUCUUCCUCACCAGGCUCUUCACGUUCCAUGGGCACAACCGCUCCUGGGAGGGGCACUACCACCACUUCUCAGACCCCACCUGCCAGCAGCCCACCUUCACUGUGCACGCCACUGGCCGCUACACCAAGGGUACGCCAUCUGCCAAGGUCCGUGGUGGCACCGAGCUUGCGUUCGAGGUCACACAAGCCCACGUGACCCCCAUGGACCAGGCCACCACGGCCAUGCUCAACUUCUCCAAGCCAGGCAGCUGCGGGAGGUCAGGAGUCUGGUCUGUGGGGACUGAGCAGGACAUCACGGCCACUAAUGGGUGCCUGCCACUGGGUAUCAGGCUCCCCCACGUGGAGUAUGAGCUUUUCAAGAUGGAGCGAGACCCCCUUGGCCAAAGCGUGCUCUUCAUCGGACAACGGCCCACUGACGGGUCAAGUCCCGACACCCCUGAGAAGCGUCCCACAUCCUUCCAAGCCCCCCUGGUCCUGUGUGAUGAGAUGGCCCAGGACCUCCCCAAGCCCCAGCAGCACAGGCCUCCUCUGGGGAAACCCCACAGUGGCAGGGGUCCACGUCCUCACGUAACUCCUCUUCCCUUUCUCCUCUUGGUUCUAGGGUUGGCCUUCCUUGGGUGGCUUUGA